Molecule: messenger RNA, 890 nt
Organism: Anopheles coluzzii
Lineage: Eukaryota; Metazoa; Arthropoda; Insecta; Diptera; Culicidae
Gene: Cpr57A
Exons: 3
Coding region: 208-807 (199 amino acids)
Cellular component (GO): chitin-based extracellular matrix
Molecular function (GO): structural constituent of chitin-based larval cuticle
Source: RefSeq, a predicted model, not a curated record
AACCACCCCGGCGUCCCCGGUCGCGCAAGACGACGGUUCACAGCCAGCGACGGUGCGCGAAGGUCUUUGGAAAGGCUUGGCUCCCCACACACGAUCAGUGCCGACGCGCAACGCUUGCUAAACGGACCUGUCUGUAGUAGUGUAUCGAUCCUGCUGGCCACCUGACCACGUAGAAGUUGUUUCUGCCACCUGCUGCUGCUGCCAACGAUGCUGAAGCUCGCAUUCCUGGUGACGACGCUGGUAGUGUGCUGCCAUGCUGGCCGCCGUGACGUGACCCGUCACAAGCCCCAGCUCGUGGUGGUGGAAGAGUACGAGGAAAGGCAGACCAGCACACUGCCACCGCCGCCGAAACCGUACGCCUUCACGUACAGUGCCGGCCGCUCGCCAGGACACGUGGAUCGCACGCACAGCGAGGUGUCGGACGGUAGCGGAGUGGUGCGCGGCUCCUUCUCCUACGUCGAUCCGCGCAAUCAGGUCCGCACGGUCGAGUAUACGGCCGACUCGCACGGCUUCUACCCGGUGCUGAGCCAUCUGCCCGCGACGCCCCAGCAGACGGAAGCGGUCGCCCGGGCCCAGGAGAAACACUUCGCCCUGUACGCCAAGAUUGCGCAAGAGCAUGCCGAUGCGCACAGCGGACGGGCGGUGGAACCGAAACUGCCCAAGGACACGGUGGCGGUGGCGAAAGCGAAGGAUCGCCACUUUUCGCUGUACGAAAAGAUUGCCCAGGAGCAUGCGCGCAUCGGGGCGGAACAGGAAGCGGCCCGGCUAGCCUUUGAAGCUACAUCGGAGAAGUACGAGCAGGAGUGAGGCAGAGCGCGUUGGAGGAUUUUGAGAAUAAAAUGCAAAUGUGAUGAUUCAUCAAUAAAACGAUCAAGUUGUAAACAAUCGAU